Messenger RNA from Malaya genurostris, 1280 nucleotides. RefSeq lists its product as uncharacterized. Lineage: Eukaryota; Metazoa; Arthropoda; Insecta; Diptera; Culicidae. The transcript is spliced from 4 exons. The coding region runs from base 78 to 695 and encodes 205 amino acids. The record is from RefSeq and is a predicted model, not a curated record.
CAACACAUCGGGAGAGUUCCCUCAAAAGCUUUGGUCUCACUUGAACAGUCCAGUCGUUUCUGAACCCGCGCUUCGAGAUGUUUGUUCUAAUUUCCGUCAUACUACUGCUUCUUCAGACUGCUUGCAACUGUCAGCAAUCAAAUAAAUUCGAAGUAACAUUGGGCUGUUUACAGUUCAACGGCGAUCAUGGGUAUAAUCACAGGCAUCCUUACUUCCCCACCAGCGGAUUCAGACAUCUGAAAACCACUAAAAAUGAUGUUACGAUCAUGCGAUUGGGCGUUCUAGGGAACAACGACGGACACAUUCGGCUUGCAUCGGUCAUGUACCCAUACAACAGUACCGAAAUGAACGAAAUAGUUCUAUCAGGUUGGGCCAAUACCAAAACGGUAGUUCGACGCUACACACGCACUGCUCCGAACAAAACGUCAAACCUGAAGGUUUUAGAAGAACAAUUAAGCAUCGGAAUGCUGUCACCUUUCGAGCCGUUCAUGUUUACGAUGGCAGUGCAUCCAAAUGGGCUGGUGCAGCUCACUAAAGACGAAGAUACUUUCCCGUUCCUAGAGUUUCGGGAUCCACAACUGUCGGCCAAGUACAUCGGGUUCUGCAAUUUUGACGUUCCCGUAGUGUACUUCUACGAUUGUCCACUCGAGGUUGACCGAAGAGUAUGUGAUGGCAUUGCCUUCUCAAGGAAAUGAAAUAGGGAUGAACCUUUUCGAACACUUCUGGAAACGGUUGGAACAUUUCUUUAAUAUCGCCUGAACUCAAUUUUUUCUACUAAAUGAUAAUUUGUCUCUAGUCUGCACGUAGGUGAUCAUUAUUGAAAUAAUAAAUAUGACCAGUACCUUUCGAGGUGAAAAAUAAUAAAUGCAUGUAAAUAGUUUAUUAUAGAGUGCUUAUCACCAGGGGAACGAUAGCUGUUCGUUUAGAAUGACGGCUUCCAGUUCCAAACGAGCAAACAACCUGUCAAUUACAAUGUAAAGCUAACGACACUGUCAACAUUUCAGAUUAAAUGUUUUGAAUUGUUGCCAACAUUACGGAUGACAAGUCGUCACUCCGGUUAUAGGCACUCGAGUUUAAUAAAGAAUCUACGCUCCGUUAAGUAAUUCAACAUAAACUGUUAUAGGCUGACGAAUAAGAGACGAAAUGUAAACGAAGAACAUGUGCUAGGAGUAUUACUCAACUUCUUUAACGGUUUGUUAUGAUAAUUUAAAAUGAAACCAAUUUAGCCCGAAAUAACCUGAAAUUCAAAAUUUAUUAUGAUUAACAAUCUUACCUUAAUG